UUUAACAGUCUGGAUUGGAAUACUUCCUUCCCAGCAAUUUCCGUUUGUGAAGUAUUCAAUGGAGAGAAAAUGUGGGAUCUCAAUGAAAUCUAUUUCGGUUCUGAUAGGGAUAAAUUUCAGGAUGACUUGGUCAAUGAUUUAGCAUUCUUCAAUGGAUUGUGCUCAUCAUGCAAAAUCUGCAUUCAGCAAAAUAAAUCAGAGUGUCGUGGAAAUUUCUCUGAAACUGUCGAAAAAUUCAGAACUAAAUGCGAAGAUCUCAUUACAAAUUGUGCAUGGAAUGGCCAAAACUUUAGCUGCUGCGAUGCUUUCCUGCCCUUAAAGACAGAAUUUGGACAAUGCUACACAAUCAACAGCAUCCACACUAGUCCCCAAUAUGGCAUGAAAUUGAUAAAUAACCGACAAAGUGGACCUGGAUCUCUUUACAUCUUUGCCCUGGAAGACAUUCAAAUACACCUUCAUUCAUCUUAUGCUGUGCCCUAUAUAAAUACCGAACAUGAUCUCCAGGAAACUAUUUUAUGGGGACUUCAGAAGGAAAUUCUCUUCAAAACAGUCGAAUUAUUCAAUGAUGAGAAUUUGCAUCAGCAAAAGAUCUCACAGAGACGCUGUAGAUUUUCCUCAGAAUUUUCUAAAAGCAACAAAAUUAAACUUUUCGAUGUCUACAGCUACUCAACUUGCAUUACAACUUGCGUUGCAGAAGCUCAAAUAGAACUUUGCAAUUGCACUCAUCAUUUGAUGCCCGAAAAUAAGCUCAAAAAAUUAACAAAAAUCAGAAGAGACUGCAAGUGUAUCGCCUCAUGCGAGGAACCUGAGUACAAUAUCGUGUAUUCUUCUAAUGAUUACUUCGGAGAAGAUAUGGGAAGUCCAAUAACUAUAUCAAUGUCUGCUCUUCCCACCACAAGAUUUAUCAGACACACAGUCAGGACAACGUUGGAUUUUAUCAGUAAGUAUUACUUCGGAAUUUCGAAAAGAGAAUAA
This is a messenger RNA of Phlebotomus papatasi, 975 nucleotides long. RefSeq names its product sodium channel protein Nach (gene ppk31). Gene Ontology annotation, cellular component: membrane. Gene Ontology annotation, biological process: sodium ion transmembrane transport. NCBI's taxonomy places the organism in Eukaryota, Metazoa, Arthropoda, Insecta, Diptera, Psychodidae. The record is from RefSeq and is a predicted model, not a curated record. Gene Ontology annotation, molecular function: ligand-gated sodium channel activity. The transcript has 3 exons. The annotation marks the transcript as partial.